CCGAAAACUACAGUAUUAGACGGCACGACACCAGAGAUCUUUUUCACGAUUCGUCUACGUCUAAUUACAUGGGUCAAGAUCAUGAACAUUUUCCUAGUCAACAUUCGAGUACAAAAAUGACCUACAAUUUGGAUCCUGCGACAAGCGGUGACUCCACGACCACCACAAGCACCACGGCUGCGUCAGGGUCGUCGUCUACGAUGAGCACCAGCUACCAGUACAGUGGAAGUGGUUCAUCUUACCAAGUCUGCGCCACCGCUGUCCACAUGGACAUCGAGGGCGAGGACGGUGGGCGUCUUUACGGUGCCAGCCGUACUGACAAAAUCACCUCCCAUGACCCAUUUCCGGACCACCUUCACUACACGUACGAGUUGGGCGCGUGUCACACGAGCCUGCAAAAAGAAGACACGACCCGCCCGUCGGUGCACAUUCAGCUCAUAGAAAACGAGUUCAGCACAAAGACGAGGACGAAGCGACAGGGCUAUGGUGCCGACGUUGAUGCAGGUACUUUGGUACUACGUUCCAAGACGCCGGUGUGGAUCGCAAUUUUACCAAUUGAGGAUUUGCUAGUUGAAGAUGGUUUCACGAGCCAGCAAACAAAGGGUCGCCGCACUGCAGACAAUUUAGACCACGAGGGAGAACCAGUGCUGCGGCCCGGUAAAAAUAUGCAGCACUCCUGUAAUGCCUCGCACUCGUCUUCACACACUAGCUCUUCUACAACGACAGCGACCGCGACCAGCUUCGGAACAGAGAGCGCGAGAGGUUCCUCGGCGCCAAUCACACCCGAACUAGAAUCGUCGGCGGAUGGCCCCCCACCCGGCUGCACGACUAGAAAACUGUCGCACAGGGUCGUGUCUGUAGGUACACCGUCGAAGCAGUGCCCCCCGUUGAUACACGAGCAAACGGAUCAUCAGCUGUCAUCGCAGGAAGUGGAUCUGAACAGCGACAUCCUCGGCACGAAACGCCGCGUGGACUACAUCAUCGGACACACCAGUUCGGUGUUCGGUUCUCAGAAAACCGGGUUUUCACUGCCGGCCGACGCGGGCGUGGGCUUCGACCUGGACCUCACCUAUCUGCGCGACGAAAUCAUGCCGGACUGCGUCUUCGAAACCCUGAGCAGCAGCUUCGACCACACAAAAACGGUUUCCUUCCUGCAAGCUUGCGCGAAGCGGCUCGCGGAAGCGAAUCUGGAAAAACAAAAAGACAACUCGAAUUCCUUAUCUGUAUCGAAGAUGUCGUGUCUGAAACAACCGCAACUACAGAUCAAGUACGAGAACAUUGAGGUCGUUGACCAGGCCCGCGUGCCGCUGCUGAAGUGCAACGAGGUGCGCAAGUGUGCGCGCACGCAGCGACAAACCACCGUGUCGGUGGACAUCACGCUGAACAACGUGUGCGGCGUGCAGAACAGCUUGCUGCUUGCCCAGUACGCGACCAGCCCGUUGUGUCUCGGGCUGGUCCGCCGGGUGAAGGCCUGGGCGAAGCGCAACAGCUUAGUGUUGAACUGCGAAAACGGGCUGCUGUCCAGCUACGCCUACACGCUCAUUGUCAUCAGCUACUUGCAGCUCCGCGGUCUGGUGCCGAACGUGCAACGGGAACACGCCCUGACGUGCGCGCGGAUCGGCGAAAAAUGGGCCUGGCGCGAGUUAAGCAUGGCGGACAAGCACUACUGCAAAGCGGUGCAGUUCUUGAAUCGAGUCUAUGUCGCCUACGGCGACAAGCGAUCCAUGUGUUCAACGGAUCAUGAAGAUCUCGUCCUGCCGAAUAAAGCGGGCCAUUCUGCACGAAAUCUCCAGUCGAAUUCUUCGCCAGAGUUGAGGACCUCCAGUGACAACGUCCUCGGCGCUGCAGACGGCCGCAUGUCUUUCUCCACGUCACUGCCUGCGCCGCAUAAUGGGAGUGCAGCGUCAGUUGGAUCCUCGUUAAGCCUGUUGCACGCACAGGACAGUUUGCAGAUCGAAGUUGACGCUGACGCUCUGGAGAUGAACAGCAGCGAGGCAACCUCGUUGUACGACCGCAUGGGUACAGCUAGUUCUAGUUCUUCUUCGACGUCGUGCACGACCUCGGCGGCCAGGAACAAAUUGACGUCGAGCACAGCCACUGCGAAAACGAACGCGGUCGGUGGUCACACGCAGACAAGUCUGGCCUGCUCCGACGAAGUUGAUCUGCCGCUCGACCCGGACGAGGUUUUCUCGAGCCGGGAGCUGUUGGACGCAUCUUUGCUAGAGCUGGAGUACAACUUUUUCGCGUUCUGGAACUGCCGCUGCCAGGAGUCCACGCAAACAUCUGUGCAGCACUUUUCCGUGCACCAGGGCGGGCUGUCCAUAUCCAAUGCAAAUAUGUCUGGGUCUGGAAGGGUGGAACUUGUAAUGCUGUCUACGGAUUCUAAAAGUAUCUGUGUUGCAUGAGCAGCAAGAGGAGUCCAGUUCUUGGCACGCGGAGAGGGCAUUUCUCAUGCGUGAUAAGCAUCAAGAAGCCCUCAAAGACUCUGUGAUGCUAGGACCUGCAUCACAGACCUCACGGGUCAUGCAAAAUGUGCAUGACAAACUCGGACUCUUCCAGACCCAGACAUUUUUGCAUUUGAUAGUCCACCAUCGGAGGCGAUUCCCACCACUCCUGCGCCGUCGAGGACUAUCAAAUGUAAAAAUGUCUGGGUCUGGAAGAAUGCAACUUGUGAUGCUGCAUUUGGAUUCCAGAAGAAUCUGUAUUGCAUGAGUACCAAAAGGAAUUUAAUUUUUGCUACAUGGAGAGGGCAUUUGUCAUGCGGGAUAGGCAUCAAGAAGCUCUCAAAAAAUCUGCGAUGCUAGGGCAUGCAUCACAGACAUCAGGGCUCAUGCAAACCGUGCAUGACAAGUGUCAGAAUCUUCCACCCCCAGACACUUUUGCAAUUGAUAAGGACCCAUAUGUGUUGAUUCCCGUGCGGCCCGGAGACACGACAAAGUGCAGGCCGAAGUUGUUGCGGUGCCGCAACGACACCGCGUUGCAGACCUUGCACGCCGCCAUCCGCAAGCGACACAAGAUUCUGACCGCGAGGCGUACGAAGGCGCUCACAUCCGCAAUUCUUGCGGGGCUGGUUGUGGGAAAGGACAGACGAGACGCCGGGGUGGAAAAAGAGAAUCCUGUCGGCGACCUCCACAGGGUUUCCCGCCUGUCAACGUCUUCGGACCGCAAGGUACUUCCAGAGCCAACAUCUUCUUCAGGAACUACUGCUACAAUGGAAGAGGAUUUAUCAAAGCAAAAACUCGUCGCACAGGGUAGGGAUACUCACGCUGCGCACCAGACGUCUGGUCUGUCUGAUGAAAUACCGGAUGACCUCUGCUUCGGGCUUGGACUCGCAGCAAGGAAGGACGAGCCGAAACGCAUUCUCUGUUAUAAAGCCCUCUGUAAAGGUUUGAACCAAGCCGGUAAGCAUGCCGGUUGCGACCGGCGAGCAGCUUUAGCGCAGUUGCGAAGGAUAUUGAGAGGAAAAAUCCCCCCUCCCCAUAUUGAAAAGGUAUAUAUUCAAAAACUUGCGUUGCGUCUUGCAAGAAGACAAGGGCAGAAGCUUCCGCCCCAUUAUGGAAGCGGUUUUUCAUGCUGUUGGGCCUAAAGGGGGGUCGUUUGCCAUGCUGGCCUACUAGAGACCCAUACGCCCCUGCCUAGCCUGGGGAUCUGGCCGCAGUGCCUCUCUGCAAUACAAAGCUGAUUUGUGGCCACAAAUCAGCAUCACAAAUUUCCGUUUUGAUAUGGGGAGGGGGGAUUUUUCAUUUUGAUAACGGAUUCCAGCGGACAACGAGGGAAGAGCACGGGCACUGCUGCGAAAGGAAUUCCUUACGAAGGCAUUGGUUCAGGCCGAGGACUUCGGCUCCGCCCGCUUCGUGACGAACGAAGUACUGCAUGCAGAACAAAGAGAGAAAAAUGCAACAAGUGUCGAUGGUAGAAAAAGCACCGCGGCUACUUUGGGGAACGAGAAAAACCGGAACAAAAAAGCACAGGAAGAAAAGGCUUCAGGGUCAAGAUCACGACCUGUGGUUGUCGAACAAUCUCUGCUGGACCUGCUGUUGGAAAGGGAGUGGUUUCUGGUGGCGCAUGACCUGCUCGAAUUCGCGCGCAAUGCGGAAAUCGAAACUACAAAAAAUCUACCUCACACGGACAAGGAGAAACUACUCAAAGCACCAUUUCUGCCGUACUGGUUUCACGAUCCGCUGGGGUUCUGCGACGGCACCAUUCCCGGCGCCGAGAUGCGGCUCAAGGAUGAGAGAAAAUCUACAAAGGCCGUGAAUGAUUUUGAGGAAACGAGGCAGCGCUAUGCGGAGCGGAGUAUUCUGUUUCAAUUUCUGGACGUGGUACACCGGGCCUGGACGGCACGCGACCAGGCGCAAGAGAGGGCGGAAAUUUUGGCGCGGGGGAAAAAAGUUGUGGUGCUUUUGUGCAAAUUGCUUCCGGGUUUGGCAAGCGACAAACCACAAAAGCAAACCACCAACAUGAAACCACGAUUUUUCUUGAAAUCCCUCGGCGUCGCGACAACUGCGAAACCGGACGAUCAAAUCUGGGCCGAGAUUCUUGACACACUCAAGGUCGCUGAGAGGUCGGUGGAAUGAAUCGACAAGAAAUUGAAUAAGUACUCUAUACCCAUGGUAUGUCAGGACGAAUUUUUCUGGUAUGAUUUCAUGGAUCAAAACACAAGAACAAGAAGAGGAAGAUGAAAGAAAACGAAACAAUUGUUUGGAUGAUAUCAACAGAGAGAUAUAACACACAUCUGGAAAUUGGAACAACAAAUUAUAUGGAAUGUUGAGCGUAGGAAUAUGAAACAAGAGAAUGUGACGGACCAAUUCGGACCUUGAACCUUUGACAACAUGCCCAGG
Amoebophrya sp. A120 is the source of this 4841-nucleotide messenger RNA. Lineage: Eukaryota; Dinophyceae; Syndiniales; Amoebophryaceae. The record is from the annotation of a GenBank genome assembly.